Messenger RNA from Nerophis lumbriciformis (worm pipefish), 1083 nucleotides. Lineage: Eukaryota; Metazoa; Chordata; Actinopteri; Syngnathiformes; Syngnathidae. The record is from RefSeq and is a predicted model, not a curated record.
AUGGCCAACUACAUUCACGUACCAGAAGAGGCUCCGGCCGUGCCGAAAAUAGACGUGACAGUAGAGGAGAGAGACUACAGGACCGGUGCGUUGAAGCUGGUCAAGGAGCUGAGACCGAACUGGAAACCAUCAGAGGUCAAAAUGAAGUUUUUCACAGACGGUAUCACCAACAAACUGCUGGGCUGCUACGUGGGCGCGGCCAUGCAGGACGUGGUCCUCGUUCGCAUCUACGGGAAUAAAACCGAGCUUCUGAUCGACCGCGAGAAUGAGGUGAAGAGUUUCCGAGUGCUUCACGCGCACCGCUGUGCCCCGCGUCUCUACUGUACCUUCAACAACGGCCUGUGCUACGAGUUUCUGCAAGGAACCGCUCUUGAACCGGAGCACAUCCGAAGCCAGCCUGUUUUCAGGCUCAUUGCCAGACAGCUCGCCAAGUAUCACGCCAUUCACGCUCACAAUGGCUGGGUGCCCCAGUCGGACUUAUGGCUGAAGAUGGGCAAGUACUUCUCCCUCAUCCCAAAGUACUUCACGGACCCCGAGAAGAAUGCGAGGUUGAACACGGAAGUGCCCAGCCCGCGUUGCCUCCGAGAAGAACUGGUGUGGCUCCAGCAGAGCUUAUCAGUGUUGGGCUCCCCGGUGGUGCUGUGCCACAACGACCUACUGUGCAAAAACAUCAUCUACAACAAGCAGGAUGGAAAUGUCAAGUUCAUUGACUACGAGUACGCUGGGUACAAUUACCAGGCCUUCGACAUUGGCAAUCAUUUCAAUGAGUUUGCCGGUUUGAACGAAGUGGAUUAUAGCCACUACCCCUCGCGGCCUUUCCAACUGGAGUGGCUGCAUUCGUACCUGGAAGCCUACAAGGAGCACAAAGGCCACAGCAACAAGGUGACCGAAAGGGAAGUGGAAACCCUUUACGUGCAAGUCAACCGGUUUGCUCUGGCAUCACAUUUCUUCUGGGCUCUCUGGGCUCUGAUCCAAGCCAAAUUCUCCACCAUUGACUUUGACUUCCUGGAAUACGCAGUUCUGCGCUUCAACCAGUACUUCAAGAUGAAACCCGAGGUCGCCGUGUUGAGCCUACCAGAAUAA